This is a messenger RNA of Asterias rubens (European starfish), 1108 nucleotides long. RefSeq lists its product as uncharacterized. NCBI's taxonomy places the organism in Eukaryota, Metazoa, Echinodermata, Asteroidea, Forcipulatida, Asteriidae. The record is from RefSeq and is a predicted model, not a curated record. Bases 13 to 408 code for a protein of 131 amino acids. The transcript is spliced from 4 exons.
UCGACCUUCAAUAUGACUCGUAUUCUACUCCUUGCAGCUGUGGCACUUGUCGUGGUCUACCAGGUGUCCGGAGCACCAAACCACAAUGGCUUGUUGAGAGAAGCAAAAAGGAACAUAUUGGGUAGGCGUGGUCACCAAUCAAGGUGGGAUGAGACGCAUUUUUAUUGCGAUGAUGCACUGGAACAGCAGAGGGAAGUGAUUUGCGACCCUAACCACACUCAUGCUCCAGUUCAACCUACACCAACUGGUGGACCACUUCCACCUACAGUAUCACCUGGACACCAAGAUGCGUUCGUGGGGAAGAAUGAGGCGAGUAGGUUCUUGGGUCGUGGAGUGGUCCAGGGCUUGAUUGAGGAAUGCUGUUUCGAGGGGUGCCACAGCGAGGAGAUUCAUGAACACUGCCCAUAGUUUACGAGAACAAAAAUCACCACCAACGAUGCUGACAAUUUUAGGACGCUAGGUGGCAGCAUACUCACAUGGUGAAUCCAUUGUUCUCGGUAAUGUGCGCAUGCUCAGAACUAGAAAAGACAAUGGUCAUUUACCUGGUUAGUCUGCUGCAUCUAGCUUCCAAAAUCUCCAAUUAUAUUAUAAUGCUGAUCAAAUAUUUGCAUAAUCCUCUGACAAUUCGAAAUAUUAAUAGGUUUACUAUUAAUAUUAUUAUUUUGUUGCAAUACAUUUCAUAAUAUCACUGCACAGUCCUAGUAAUAUCCAGGGACUGUCGAGUCAAAUAUUUGCAAAAUCCUCUCACAUUUGGAAGUAUUAAUAGUUGCUACUAUUUUUGCUGUACAAGAUUGUAUUGAUUUCUCGAAGUCACUGCUGAGAGUAAUACCCAACUAAUGUAACAUUUUUUUGAGACAAUACACUACACUCCAUCUUUUGGCCGGUGGGGCGCUGUGUAAGCAAUAUUAAAGUUAAGCCGCUUUCAAAAUGGCGAAUAUGGUUACGAUUGUUGCUAGGUGUGAUGACGCAUGAUGACGCAGCGAUCCAGCUGUUACCGUAGUUGUCAUGUGUUCCAGAAAAUAAGCCCAUCACAGGUUUAUGAUAUUCUAUAACACUAAUAUAAGCCUACUAUUUAUCUAAUGAGUAAAAUAUUAUUAAUGUCAAAGAA